AUGGCGAUCCGGGUAGCAACUCUGGCCCUGCUGCUGGUGCUGGUGGCACCAUGGCAGGCCCACGCAGCAGGCCGCAUCCUGCUGGACGGUAAGGAAGGACGUGAUGACAAGGGCGGCAAGGGCGGCAAGGGCAAGGACGACCAGAACCAGUUCGGCGACUGGGGAAACUUUUUCAACAAUGGCAACGGCGGCGGUGGUUUUGGGCAGGGCGGCUUCAACAAUGGCGGCGGCCGCUUCGGCCAGGGUGGCUUCAACAACGGGCCUGGCCGCUCCGGCCAGGGUGGCUUCAACAACGGUGGCGGCCGCUUUGGCCAGGCCGGUGGCCGCAACGACGACACCAGGGGCGGCAGCCGCAACGACGACAACAGGGGCGGCAGCCGUGGCUUCCAGCGCUAUGACCGCCAGAUCUUCUCCGGCCUGGUGCCCUCCAGCCCGCCCAGCGGUUUCGGGUCCCGCAGGGGCCAAGGCCUGUCGGCCGAUGCGCAGCGCCUCAGCCAGUCGUUUGCCACUGCGAGUGCGACCUCCACCGCUCAGAGCAUUGUGGGUGGCGGCAACAGCUACGCCAUUGCUGAGGCCAUUGUGGACACGGCCGCCCGCGGCCGCGGCAGCAGCAUCGCCACCGCGUUCGCCUCCGCCGCCUCCCUCAACCGCGGCCGCACCGCCGACCUCCUGAGCCAGUCCGCCAGCGUCGCCCUCGCCCGCGGCCAGGUCGACCCCUUCGCCCGCGCCACUGCCAGCGCGUUCACCGACGCGCGCCGCCGCGGGUCGCUGCGCAACUUCGGCCUCGCCGUGGCCGACGCGGUCAGCCGCGGCGGGCAGAACGGGCAGUAUGCAUACGGCAAGGCGCUCGCGACCGCCAUCGCCGGCGGUGGCGACGGCCAGCAGGCGGUUGCUGAGGCGACCGCGGAGGUGUUCUGCUCGGGCUCCAACAGCUACGCCUCUGCCUGGUCGUCGGCUUUUGCGAUCGCGCUGAACCAGGACCAGAACGGCUGCCUCGUGCUGUCCAAGGCGCGCGCCCUCGCGUCCGCCAGCUGCGGCGGCGGCGCGUUCAACUCGUUUGCCGACAGCGAGGCGACGUCUAAGGUCCUGGGCUUCUGCGGCCUGUUCCCUCCUGGCGCGGGGCCUCAGUUCAACUUCAACAGCGCAAACAACGGAGCCAGCAGCUUCGGCGGCAAGUAA
Messenger RNA from Monoraphidium neglectum, 1179 nucleotides. RefSeq lists its product as hypothetical. NCBI's taxonomy places the organism in Eukaryota, Viridiplantae, Chlorophyta, Chlorophyceae, Sphaeropleales, Selenastraceae. The transcript has 4 exons. Bases 1 to 1179 code for a protein of 392 amino acids. The record is from RefSeq and is a predicted model, not a curated record.